AAAGCUGGGGGAGUUACUGCAGAAGAUCUCCACUGCCAGAGUCCCUAGUGUGGAAUGGGGUAUCAGCCAGAGUCCCAAGAAGGCCACAGGUGAGGUCCUGGCCUUGGGGCCUCAGCUUCUGACCUAGGAGCCCAGCUAGGUAGCUUCAAGAAGUGUCUGGGCGGGGGGUAGAGGGGGUGGGGGGGUGUGCUGGUCCUGCCCCUGUACAACAAGCUAGUAAUCUUAGGGAACAAAGGAACUGCUCAGAGCCUGGCAUGGAUUGGAGGCCACCCUGGGCCACAUAAUGAGUUCAAGGCCAGCCUGAAUUAGAGUGAGAUCCUGUCUCAAAAAAAGGGAACAGCUCAGGAGGGGACUCUAGGCCCUAGGCCUCACCUGUCCAUGCAGCCUGAGGUCCACAAGCCAACAAAGGCAUGGAGGGAAUGAAUGCUAUUCCUGGGGCAUUUCCUGGUGCAAUCCACCUACCCAGGUAUUCCACCAGGCCAGCUUGGCUGGCUCCCUUGACUCAGGGAUGGGCAGUGCCUGUUGUGUGACUGGGUAAGGGUGGAGGGUGGGGAAUUAGGGCAGAAGCCCAAAUAGGCAGGCCCAGGGAGCGUGAGUUCGGAAGGAGGUAGACACACACUCAUCAGCGCGCAGUGCCUAGACAGGCUCAGGGCAAACCUUCUCAAUUACACAGUCCCAGGCAUCCAGGAGGGCCCACCCCUACAAUGGUGGGCACCUGCAAAAGCACUUGAGAGGGAUGCCCCAAGCUCAGAGAUGGUGACAGCAUCUACCCACUGACACCUAUUCCCAGAUAUCUAGUUGGGUCACAAUAUAGAGACAUCAGCCCAGCUCCUGACCCUGCUGGCAUCUCUUAAGAACCAUCUACUUUGGGCUCAGGCAAGACAGGCUGAAUGUUAGGGUUCAGGGCCCUUCUCACUGACCUUGAUUUGCUCUCUCUGCCCUACAUAUGGUAAGAGCCAUAUCACAGACACUGGUUUCAGGCUGGCUGUUCACAUUCAGCAGCCUGAGCAGGAGGGGUCUGUGAUAAGCCCUUACCAGGAUGACUAUAUUCCCUGGCCACUCCUACCACAUGCUUACACAGGCACGCACACACACGCCAUCACAUCUGUUCAUGGGCCUGGCUGUAGGUCCGCCCGGGGCCUGCUUCUAGGUCAAGCCUGCCUGGGCAGGACUUCCUGGGAGGAGCAGAUCUAUUCUGGGACAACAUGGCUGGUGGUGUGUGGGGCAGGGGCCGGAGCCUGGGAGCCCUAACUCUGGCAGCUGUAGCUGAAGGGAUUCGAGCCUGCCAGGCACAACCCCUGGAAGUUCCUUCCACCAGCCUUGGGCCCAAGCCCUGGGAACUUGAGCCUCAGGCUAAGACUCAGGUCUGGGCUGCCACCACUGCCUCUGGGAUUGAGCCUGGAAGUGGGGCCUCUGCCCCUGCAGCUGGCAAUGAGCCCUACUGCCAGCACAAUGCUCAGGAGGCAGUCCCAGAGGGACCCCAGCAGGUGAGUGGUAAGGCAUGGGACACUGGCGCCCUCACUGACCUGGCCAUGUACACGGCUACCUGCCUGGAGGAGGCUGGCUUUGCGGGGACCCAAGCCACAGCACUCACCUUGUCGUCAGCCCUGGAGGCCAGGGGGGAGAAGCUGGAAGACCAGGUGCAUGCCUUGGUGCGCGGGCUGCUGGCACAGGUGCCCAACCUGGCUGAAGGGCGGCCCCGGCGGGCGGCUUUGCGAGUUCUUAGUGCAUUGGCUCUAGAGCACGCGCAGGACGUGGUGCGUGCACUACUGCCGCGCUCCCUGCCCCCGGAUCGAGCAGCAGCUGAGCUGUGGCGUAGCCUAAGUCGGAACCACCACGUAAACGGGCAGGUGCUGGUGCAACUGUUAUGGGCACUGAAGGGGGCUUCUGGGCCUGAACCCCAGGCACUAGCGGCCACACGUGCCCUUGGGGAGAUGCUGGCUGUAUCAGGCUGUGUGGGAGCCACACGUGGCUUCUACCCACACCUACUGCUUGCAUUGGUCACACAGCUACAUGAGCUGGCUCGUGGUGGAUGCUUUCCUGACAGUCCUAAGGUUUGGGUCCUGUCCCACAGAGGGCCACCACACAGCCAUGCCAGCAGCACUGUGGAGGCCUUGAAGGCCCUGCUCACAGGGGAUGGUGGCCGGAUGGUGGUCACGUGCAUGGAGCAGGCAGGAGGCUGGAGGAGACUAGUAGGAACCCACACCCACUUGGAGGGUGUGCUGCUGCUGGCCAGUGCCAUGGUGGCACACGCAGACCACCACCUGAGAGGCCUCUUCGCAGACUUGCUUCCCCGGCUGCGCAGCGCUGAUCUCCCACAGCGUCUUACAGCUAUGGCUUUCUUCACUGGGCUGCUACAGAGCCGGGCCACUGCACGGCUCCUGCAGGAAGACAUCAUCUUGAAGUGGCUUUGCACCUGGCAGCGUGACCCUGAGUCCACAGUGCGCUGGCUGGGUCUGCUAGGCCUCAGACACCUGGCCCUAAAUUGUGGGAAGGUACGGCACAUGAGCACUCUGCUGCCUGCGCUGCUGGGCGCACUGGGUGAGGGUGAUGUGCGGCUUGUGGGUACAGCACUGGGUGCACUGCGGAGGCUUCUGGUCCAGCCAGGUGUGCCACUGCGGCUCCUGAGCUCACACCUGAGGCCACGCCUCCCACCACUGCUUGAUGACGCUCGGGACUCAGUCCGUGCCUUGGCAAUUGGGCUCCUGGGUACGCUGGUGCGACAGGGCCGAGGCAGGCUCCGGAUGGGACUUCAUGGCCCUCUUCGGAAGCUGGUCCUGCAGAGUCUUGUGCCAUUGCUGUUGCGCCUGCAUGACCCUAGCCAAGACACUGCUGAGAGUUCAGAGUGGACCCUAGCCCGUUGUGAUGAGGCCCUUCGCUGGGGCCUGCUGGAGGAGAUGGUCACUGUGGCCCAUUACGACAGCCCAGAGGCUCUAAGCCGUGUUUGCCAUCGCCUGGUUCAGAGAUACCCAAGCCACAUCCCCUGCUUCCUGAGCCAGACCCAAGGCUACCUGAGGAGCCCACAGGAUCCCUUGCGUCUAGCUGCCACUGUGCUUCUAGGCUUCCUUGUCUACCAUUCGAGCCCUAGCCACGUCAACCAGGAUCUGCUGGACUCCCUAUUCCAGGACCUAGGGCAACUGCACAGUGACCCAGAACCCUCUGUUGCUGCGGCGGCACACGUGUCCACACAGCAGGUGGCGCUGCUGGCCAGCACACAGAGCCGACCAAGCCGAGGCCACCUCCUAUGCUUGAUCUCUGGAAACAGCUGCCCAGCCAGGCCCACACCGUGCUAUGCUGACAGCCCAUUCCAGCGCCGGAGUCUUGAGGGCCGAUGGGGCUGCAAUGGACCCUGUUCACCUGGCCCAGUGCCUGGCUUCUAACACAGGCAUUGCAUCCUUGUGUUCACUGGUCCCGACAGCAAGAAACCUGUGGAACAGCUUCAAAUAAGGUCCCCUGAGCCUGGUGCUGGACACCAGGCCCUUGUCCUGGGACUGCCCUUUAAGACCAACAUAAUGCAGUGUGGAAGAGGGACAGACACCGUUUCAUCCUGAGCCUCUCACCUCUUGACCACUGGGUCUUUCUCCAUGUCACAACUGUUCUUCCUGCCCUCUGGAAAAACUUGGGCCUACACUGUGGCAUGCACCACCUCUGACCUCCCAAACCAGAAUCUAGUAGGGACACUGUGCUGCCAGAGAACCUGACCACUUCCUGGGCCUCUGCUUCCUGCCUAGCUUGGGCUAUCCCACCUGUGCAAGCCUUCCUCACCACCAGACAUCACUCCAUUAUUUAACUUGUCAGCUAUUCCUGACUGCUGUCUUGGGUCACAUCUCCUGAGCUUAAAAGGCAUUGACCUGCUCUGCUGUUCAUACCUGCUAGCCCCUUCUGUUGGUCACAUGAUCUCCCAUGCCUAAGUGUGAUCUUGUUUAGAAAACUGUUUUUUUACAUACCAGGAAUUGAACUCAGGAUCUCACUGCUUGCCCAGUAGGUACUCUACCACUGAGCUAAACUGGACCCUUGAAAGACUUCCUUGUUUCGAAUCCCUUCCUGCUGGACAGCAAAGGCUGGGAGUGGGGCGGGGGGUGAGGUAUGGGGUGGGGGCACCCCAUACCAGGCUGUGAGCAGGGGUGAUAGUACUCAGUACCUCGUACAGGGCUGAGUACAAACGAUGGGACUGGGCAGAUGGGAAGAGGCCCCUCUGAGAGCUGCCAAAGCUGUGACCUCAUUCCUUUGGGUGCUUGCCUGGGCAAGUCCCCUCACCCAGAAGGCCUGUGUUGAGGCAUAUGCUGAACUUUCCAGGCCUCAUUGUGAAGCGUUGGGCUGUUCCCUCAUACUGGGGGUCUUCAGGGGUAGGCAUGGGGUCCUGCUCACCUCAUCUCUCUUGUGCCACAUGGAAAUUUAAAAAAAUAAAAUAAUAUAUAAAUACCCAUA
Cavia porcellus (domestic guinea pig) is the source of this 4428-nucleotide messenger RNA. It is a transcript of the gene Mroh6, whose product is annotated as maestro heat like repeat family member 6. The transcript has 14 exons. Gene Ontology annotation, cellular component: cytoplasm. The record is from RefSeq and is a predicted model, not a curated record. Lineage: Eukaryota; Metazoa; Chordata; Mammalia; Rodentia; Caviidae. Bases 1206 to 3380 code for a protein of 724 amino acids.